AUGAACGCUUUCUCGGGACGCGCCGGCAAGACGGCGGCGGGUCUCCGGGCGGCCGAUGGCGUCGUGGCAGUGAGCGACCACCUCCGUCGUGAAGUCGUGAAGCUUGGUGUUGACGAAGCGAAGGUUAACGUUGUGUAUGACGGAGUGGAUACUAGCAUCUUUUCCCCCGGAUCGAAGCAAGAGGCUCGGGAAUCGCUCGGCAUUCCGCCAGAACAGGCGGCGAUUCUGUUUGUCGGCAAUCUCGUUCCGGUGAAGGGUAUCGACCGUCUUCUCUCGGCAGCCGCUGAUCUCGUACAAUCGACUGAGCGACUUCAUGUCCAUCUGGUGGGCGCCGGACCCGAAAAAGCGAGACUGCAAGAGUUAGCGAUAGACUUAGGGGUAAGCGAGAAAGUUACUUUUCAUGGGCCAAGGGAACAUGCAGAGCUGCCGAAUUGGUUCAGGGCGGCCAACGUUGUAUGUCUGCCUAGCCAUUCCGAAGGAGUGCCCAACGUCUUGUUGGAAUCCGCUGCGUGCGGCGCUCCCUUUGUCGCCUUUGACGUCGGGGGAAUUCGGGAAAUUGCCCAUCUUGGACCCUCCACGCUGGCGCCGGCCGACAAGCCGGCGUCCUCCAUGCCCGGGCUGGGGGUUGCCGUGUUUGAGUCAGUCACGGCGCUGGACGCGCCGAAAGUCAGUUACGCAUUCGACCUUGCCAACAAUCACUAUCACCUUUCUUUGCUAUAUGCGGGCCUGACGGGUUUGGCCGCCGAAGGCCGCAUCCGUCUUGAUUGGCGGAUGCAAGGUGGCUGCGAGCUAGACGCCACCGCGACAGGUGGCAUGGUUGCUCGAAUGCUCGUCGUGCAUGGAGAUCAAGAGCAUCGCGUGGCGCUCGAUCUUUUUGACCGUAGCGACACGUUCGACUCGCCAACGCUCCAGUGGUGCGACCGAUACUAUAAACGGAGCUUCUACGAGCCUCACGUUGCGACCAUUGCUGACGAAAACGCGCGGAAGGUUCGUCCCUUCGGGAUGAACUACGCUUGCCGUAACAAGCGAGUCGACCGCCUGCUGGCCCGCUCGGUGAUGAUCCAGGUCACGCAGCGCGGGUUUCGGGCGCCCACUCGAGUAGCUAGGCGACUGUUUGAGCAACGCAAUGUCUUCCGCACCUACGCCUCGCUACCGACGCUAGCGGAGUUUAAGGAAUCGCCCAGCACGCCGCGACAAGAGAGUGUGCUUUUCCAGACACGGGUCUGGGAGCCUUCCGAAGUAGCGCCAGACCACGCCGAAGAGAUCAACGGCAUACGGAGCGAAUCGGUCAGGAGGUUGAGAGCCUACUUCAAGAGUCGCUUUGUGGGUGGGCUUGUGCCCACUCGUUAUGCUGAAGAGCAGUACCCUGACCUGCUAACCAACUUGUCCACGAAGAGGCGAGACUUUGCUAAGCUAGUACGAAGCUGUGGCGUGUUGGCCUACACACGCGGCUUGCACCAUUCGGUGGCAUUCAAGCUGCCGGAAUACUUGCUGUCUUCGGGAGCGAUCGUCACCGACCCGAUCCGCAACGAGUUGUCUCGUCCGCUUCGGGAGGGUGUCAACUACGCAUCGUUCGGGGAUUUAGACGAGUUGAUCGGAGUCGCCGAUCGCCUGUUGAACGAAAAUGCUUCGAAAGCGAUGCGGUCGGCCAACUGUGACUACGCUACUGCCCAUUUAACACCUUGUGCGGCGGUGGCUCCGUUAGUGGAUCACAGAUAG
This is a messenger RNA of Symbiodinium sp. CCMP2456, 1719 nucleotides long. NCBI's taxonomy places the organism in Eukaryota, Dinophyceae, Suessiales, Symbiodiniaceae. The record is from the annotation of a GenBank genome assembly.